AUGUCGCACGCUUCUGACCAAGAAGAGGACGGAAUCGUCGAUUCCGUACGUUUUUUCUUCAAUUUUUAUACGUGUUGUUCCGUAGAAAAAUGUGUGCUUUUUCUCUAUAAUUUACCCAAAAUUUUGCAGCCGAAACAAGCGAAAAUGACGCGAGUCGAACGGAAAACCGAUCCGAAGAGCAUCGAUUACAACACGUGGAAAAACCAUGCGUGCGGACUCAUACGCGACCAGAACGUACGUUUUUCGGGCGGGAUGGAAAAAAAAUGUUUAAUUUGAUUUUUGCAGCGAUUCUUGACGGUCGACGACAAGGAGCUUCGUUCGGCGAUCGCGCACGCCAUGUUUCUGGAGACGGCCUCGGAGAAUCUGUUGAACAAACGAAAGCGACAGAUUGAGUGAGUUUUGAGAGAAUUUCCACAGGAUUUUUACAAUUAAUUUCAGCAUGAUGGACUCGUACCGCGGAGAAGAGGGACUGGCCGCGAAGAGGGUGUUCGAGGACGUGAAACCGGUGCUGAAGGAGCGACUCGGAUACAGAUGUGAGUGAUUCUUGAUUGAAACAAAAAUUUGUUGCAGUUUCACGACCUAUAGCUGUCAAAACUAUAGUGUUCAAUAGGCAAUAUUGGUAGUUGGUCUAUUUGAAUUUCAAUACGCUCAUAAGUUCUAUUUUAGGCUAGACGACUAGAAGUACUUUUAAAAAAAACCGCAAUUCAUGCAGUUCCAACCAAAUUGACCGUUUACUUGCAGACGCGCAACUCGAGGAGAACGUGAAGCAGCUGGUGGCGCAGUCCCGUCUACCGCUCUCCGUGGGACCGGACGUCUCCCGCCCGCCCCCACAACUGCUCCCACUGCCGCCGAUGCACGUGCCGCCGCCGAAUUGCCACGUGGCGCCGCUGCCCAUGAUGGGCCUGCAGCCGGUCCUCUCGGCGAUCACGGCUCCGAUCGUUCCGCCCACGCAAACGGUGGGUGCUUUUGUCAUCCAAUACCCCAACUAUUAACACUUUGUGCAUCUCUAUUAAAAAUUCUGUGAUUCCAUUUUUGUCCAACAAAAAAAAUUGACAAUUCCUCUGGAAAUUCUUGUGAUAUUAUCCGCUCGCCUAAUAAAUUUUACUCUUUAAAACUCCGAAACUUAUCCAACUGGAGAUUGAAAAAAUUACAGUUUUUUCCCGAAAAUAUAGUAAAUUCACUGGGAAUUUCAAUAAUUGUCACGUUGUGUCUGGGAACUCGAUCGCAAUCUAAUUAGAAAACUUUGCAAUCUAACACGAACUCUUCAAUUAGAUUGCAAAAUCUUCUAAUUAGAUUGCAAUCACUGCAAUUUUUCUAAUUAGAUUGCAAUUCAGGAAAAAUAUGGUGUAAUCUAACACGAUUUUACUGGAACUUCAAUUAAAUCUGAUUAGAUUACGAAAUAGCGCUUUUUCUUAUUAGAUUGCAAUCGAGUUUCCAGAGUAAAUGCUGAGUUCUGAUGAUACCACAAUCUCGCCCCAACAGUUAUGACGGGGGGUGAUACUGGAGUCCAAGGUGAGUCCAGGGGGAGAUUGUGGUAUGAUCAGAUUCCAGAAUCGGCCCCCAUCACGUCAAUUUUCGAAUAAAAAAGUAUAGGAUCGAGAGCGUUUGCUGCGGACCAUGAAGAACAGUUUCUAUGCUUCUGGGCGUUCAUGUUUUUAGGUAAUACCUCUGCUUUUAGGGUGCUAAGCGUGGGAAUAGGUCCCCUUCUAGGUGUGGAUUCACAUUGAAAUGCCCUUCUAUUUUUCUCGAUAUUACAGGGAGGCGAUUAUGUAUGAAAGUAUAAAGGCUGGUGGUUCUUGAUUUGCCUUCAGGUCUUCGGGCUUCAUGGCGAUUGAGUGAGUCUGAAGGGAACUUUCCCUCGGGAUGUGUAGCGCAUCUUAAAAUCCCGGCCAGUCCCCGCUGACGUCCUAGACUCUAACUGUCUUGUUAGUUUGCUUGAAUUGUUCAAGAUGUCUUCGUUCCCCGUUUGUGUAGUACUUACGGGAAAAGAAGAAACGAGAAAGAAUGAACAUCUCUAAAUUAUGAGUUAUUAACCUUUUCCGUUUCAAAAUGAGCAGGUGUGUGCAUGCAGCCAGUAGCCAUUCAAUAAGCGAAUGGUCUUUUCACAAUGCGUAUCCAUUAGGAAGCGCCUAGCCCAGGCCUUCAAUUUCCUUCCCAAUACCAGCUAAUUUCUAUGGGAAAUUUUGCAGAUUGGACGGCCAGUUUCGUUGAUGUCUCAGCACACGCGUGGGCUCAGAUCCCAUAUCGAUUUGGAUAUGUCGAGGUUAGAUUUAAUAGUGAAAAGGGAAGCAGUGGAAGAAGAAGAAGAAAAAGAAAAAGGAGAAGAAGAAGGAGAAAAAGAGCACGAAACGCAUGAAAAGGGGCCCAUUUUGCACGUGAAACAGGAGCAGAACGAGGCGGAAAACGGAGGAAUCGAGGGAACGCACGGAAAGGAGACGACGCCACUCGGUACGCAAUUCAAGGACGUUUUUAUGCUGAACAUUGCAUGGGUCGCAUGAUUUUUUUGCAAAUUCGUUUGAAAACAUAUAACAAUUGUGAAAUUGUGCAUGUCAUUUCUCUUUAGUAGUUUUUUGCAGACCUGGGCAAUUGCCCUGGACUUUUGACCCACUUGCAGUAAUGCGAUCGGACCCAAACUUUGCAGGCUUGUUGGACUUGGAUUGAAGUAUGCUCGGACCGAGUUUCAGCCCGAUCGGAUUAUUUACUGUCGAGAUAUAGUGCUUGAGAGCCGAUUUUGGCCAAUAAUCCACGAAUCUCGGGACCGGAUGAUAGGAUCGGUCUGAAACUUGGUCCCAAUGUACUUCAAUCCAAGUCCAAGAAGCCUGCAAAGUCUGGGUCCGAUCGGAUUAUGGCAAGUGGGUCAAAAGUUCGGGCCAAGCUGGUACAAUUCUAGAAUUGAGUGUUCCAAUUUGCAGCCCAAUUCUGCAUCCGACAUGGCGACACUUCAUGGCGACCACGUGGCGCCGUCCGUCCGAGCCCGAUGACGUCACCGUUCCUGCCCCGCCCGCUGUCUCCGCCGAGUUCGCUCUUCGUCGUUCGCUACUCCAACUCAUCCACAAGUGCAUUUCGUCCGCCCAUCAUUCCGCCGUUUCUCAGCAAUCCGCCUUCGGUCAUUCCACCUCCGACCGCCGGUAAUCGAAGAAGUUUCCCGCCCGCAAAUGACCACAGGUUCGCCUUAUUUUUUUUUUUGGUAAAAAGAACAAAAAACGGAGAACAACAGUAUCAUAGUACAAACUACACAAUACUUUUUGGUAUUAGGUGUUAUCAUCGUUUUAUCAAUUCAUCACUAUCAUUUUCCUACUGUUUACAAUACAAGAAUCGCUAGGAUUACUAUAGGAAAACACAAAAGUGAUCAUUUUUUUAAUGUUUGAACUUGUUUUGAAGACCUCCAAUUCAGUUGAUCUACUCGUCAUAAUCGCUUGUACUCUCUGUUUUCUGCGUCAAAAACAAUGCGGUUUUAUUGAUUUUUUGGAUGGAGUCAUGCAAAUUAGUUGCAAGAGAAUUCCAACUUGAGCUCAAUUUUUAAUAGACAUUUUCCGAUGCGUCUGGAAAUUCGAAGAAUUCAAACGAUCCGUAGGCUCUCUUUUCUCUUGAGCACUUCCGUCGUCCUCCUUUUCGUAGCCUACAACAGUCUAUGCUCGGUGACGCCCACGCUAAAUGCAUUUUACAAAACAACAGUGCUGUUUGUGUUGAUAAUCAUGUUAUUGUGGAGGAGGAGAAAAGAAGUGUUUCAUACUCCAUUAUUAUUAUUCUUAUUCUUGCACGGUUUCUGGACCGGAAAUGGAGUUUUGAGUUGUAGUCUUGUGGUUCAUUUUCCUAAAGAGGCAUUUUGAGGCAAAUCCAGUUAGACCCUCCCUUCCUUUAACUCAAACUUCAUCUCGAAUACCGAGUAAUGUUUGCAAAACUGCUUCCGAUUGAGAAUGAAGAUGGUGUGCGCGGAACGUUGAUUAUCGCCGAUUCCGAUCGUCCUCUCCCUUUGUUUUUCCCGUUUUUCUCGUUGGCAAUGCGUGUCUCCGAAAACAGUCACGGCAUCUUUUCUUUCCGUUUUUGCCCCAAAUCGGGAUCCGAUUCGAGAGAACACACACACACAUUCUCUUCUCUUUUUUUGCAUUGAAACAUUUGGAAUUUUUGAUUACUGUUUCAAAAAAGUGUGGUUCAUUAGUUUUUCGCAUUUCCUAUGGUCCAUCGUACAGUCAGUUUCAAAAGUAUAGAGCCACCCCUAAAAUUGAAUAUAUCGUCUUUCCCAAACAAAAUACCACUCCAAGACCUUGAAAAUCGAAAUCAGCAUCACAAAUAACCCCCGGGAAACAAUUUUGAGAGUUGCGUAUAGCAUAGAUGGGGAAUGGUGCUGAAAUAUCUGAAAAUGUUGCAACUGCAAGCGUUUCAUAAGUAUAGGGCCACCCCUGAAAACACCCUGGAAUCCUCUUAAACUGAUAAACGUGAUCUUGAAUAGGGUUUUUUGCACUUUUAGGAUGUCCAAAAAGUUGUUUUGAAAUCAUGUGCAACGCCACCUAGGUCCACUCUCCCGGGUUUAGCCUAAUGUUCUGUGUGAAGCUCCGGAGUGGAGCCGGGGGACUCCGAUGAUCUCAAAUGAGUCAAAUCUUGUUUGAAACAAGUUUUUUGAGCAUUUUCAAGUCAAUUUUGUUAAAGCAUGUCGAAUCUCUAGCACGUGAUAUCAGAUUUUUGGCAAAAAUUGGUUUUCUUCACUUCAACAAUCAGGAGCUCAUAAUUCGGUUGAAACUGAUCCGAUUGACACCAAACUCAAACAUGUCAUGUUUCAAACCUUAUGAAGUUCCAUAAGUGUGCAAUGACAGCCUGGAGUUUGACGCUCAAGCCAGUCUGAUCCUUGUUGGGCCUGGUUUCAUUUUGGCCAAAAUCUGAUAUCACGUGCUAGAGAUUCGACAUGCUUUAACAAAAUUGACUUGAAAAUGCUCAAAAAACUUGUUUCAAACAAGAUUUGACUCAUUUGAGAUCAUCGGAGUCCCCCGGCUCCACUCCCGAGCUUCACACAGAACAUUAGGCUAAACCCGGGAGAGUGGCCCUAGGUGGCGUCGGGGUCAUUGCACAUGAUUUUAUAAAGACUUUUUGGACAUCCUGAAGGUGCAAAAAACCCCAUUCAAGAUCAUGUUUAUCAGUUUAAAAGGCUUCCAGAGUGUUUUCAGGGGUGGCUCUAUACUUAUGAAACGCUUGCAGUUGCAACAUUUUCAGACAUUUCAGCACCAUUCCCCAACUAUCCUAUACACAACUCUCAAAAUUGUUUCCCGGGGGUUAUUUGUGAUGCUGAUUUCGAUUUUUAAGGUCCUGUGUUUGUAUUUUGUUCGGGAAAGACGAUAUAUUCAAUUUUCGGGGUGGCCCUAUACUUUUGAAACGGAUUGCGUUUUCAUGGAUGUUAUUUGUUGUUUCAAAAAAGUGAUCAUGACGGUCCAAGGUUACAAGGCAUUUUUUGGAAAUUGGCAUGGACUGGUGACGGUCAAGGGUCCAAGGCAUUUUUUUGGAAAUUGGCAUCAACUUUGACUAGGUAACUUUAAUUAAACCUUGUCUUUUUAGAAUAUUGAAUUUCGCCUCUAACUCUCUGAUGAUGUUCUUCUUCUAAAAUCGGUCAUUUUUGCAGCACUCCGCCGUUCUUCCACCGCCGCACGUCUUCUCGUUCGCAAUCGCCGCCCGGACUGAUCGGAGUGAACGUGCGCGGACUUUUCGUCGGCGGAAGACGUCCGUCCCCUGGAGCGGACCCGUUCCGCAGAGAAUUCAGACGAUGA
Molecule: messenger RNA, 5753 nt
Organism: Caenorhabditis sp. 36 PRJEB53466
Lineage: Eukaryota; Metazoa; Nematoda; Chromadorea; Rhabditida; Rhabditidae
Source: the annotation of a GenBank genome assembly